AAGUCUGGUUUGAGGUUAUGUGCAAGGCAGAGGAUCGUCGUACGUGCUGGCUUUUGAAUCGGGAAGGAGAGAGAGGUAUGAGCGGUGGACUAAAGUUGAUUGCUUUCCCUCAAUCGGUCGGAGGAAGUCUCACGAAAGUGCGUUCUGCAAGAGUGGUGCUCAAGCUUGUGUCAUUCGCCUCUGACAUGGGAUCACAUCCAAGUGAGGAGCAUGUACGGCAGGACGUUGUCCAUCAAAGCAGCGAAAUCCACCCGGGGGUCAUUGGGGCUGGGAGAGGCGCAAGAAGCGGAAUAUACGGGUGGGCAUGAGGGUCGCGAUUGCGGGAAAAGCAAAGGCCCAGAAAACGUAGAUUGGCCACUGACGAGCCACAUGACCGGAAGGACGGAAACGUGCGUACAAGUGGUUCAAGUUCGACACCCGUUUCUAGGUUCUUCUCAUUACUUCUUCCACUCCCCUCCUUCACGCU
This is a messenger RNA of Dacryopinax primogenitus, 466 nucleotides long. RefSeq lists its product as uncharacterized. Lineage: Eukaryota; Fungi; Basidiomycota; Dacrymycetes; Dacrymycetales; Dacrymycetaceae. The record is from RefSeq and is a predicted model, not a curated record. Bases 18 to 308 code for a protein of 96 amino acids. The transcript is spliced from 2 exons.